AUGCCAUAUUCGCCCUCCGAUGGCUACCAAAACGCGCCGUCACAGCCACAUCACCAGCAACAACGCGGCUCGCAGAUGCCACGAAAUCAGGCGUAUAAUGGGCAUUCCAGUGGCACGGGGUACAGAGCACCAUACGCCUUCUCCAGCACGCCUCCUCUGCGCCAGGAGAACAGGUCCGUUUCGUUACCGCAACCUCAGGUCUCGCAGCAGGCACCCAGCCACGUGAACCACGCGCGCCUGGGACACCCCUCCCACCCCUCAUCCUCAUCCGACUCGACCGUCUCGACUUCGGGCUCCUCCAACCGCUCCGUGGCCAACCCAUCGCAUGUAGUCAAGGAAGGGGAGAACAGGAAACCAAAUGACAGCGCGGCGUCAUCCAUCACGCUAUCCACCUCGGUGCUUGACCUGUCGUUCUCUGUGGGCGAUGCCCCAACGAAGCCUUCGCCUGGUCGCUAUAGGCGCGGGGCUGGGAGAACAGACUCUUCGACUAGCAUACCCACCGCUGCAUCUACCCCAACGCAGCGCUCGUCGGCUACCACGCCCACCCAAGCCUCGCCAGCCCUACCCACAUUGGACACUGACUUGACUGGCCCUGCACGGCCGGGACACAACCGGACUAUCAGCGCCGAUGAUUCUUCGCUUGGUCGCUCAGGUGGUGGAGAUGCAGCAAAGAGGUACAGGAGACGCAGUUUCAAUGGCCUCGAUGGCAACGCGAUUGCUGCAAACAUGGCUUCGAUGCACGUCGGUUCCACCACUGCAGAGAGCACAACAGUCAGCACAGCCUCAGCGGAACCGACAAGACCUGCCUCCAGCGCAGGAAGACAGGGCAGCCGGCCUGCAUCCAGCCACAGUCAUGAUAGACAAGGCAGUGCGGGCAGCGCCUCCUCGAAGGCUUCUUCACGCUCACAAACCCGCACAGAGGCACCUGCACCUCGUACAUAUGCUUCCGUCGCAGGUGGCGCCACCCCAAAGGCCUCGGAAGCCGCGAGACGACAUGCUCCCUCCCCACUGUCGCAUCCCAUCUCGCCAUCCGAACCACCAAGCCCUGCUAGGCCACAAGGCAUGCCCAGCGCUGCUGUCCAGCAUCUCACAGCUGUCAAUGACAAGGAUAAGGGCAUGAAGUCUCGUCUACGUCGUGCAUUCUCAUUUGGCAGCGCUGCCGAACUUAGACGUGCUUCAGCGGAGAAUAACAUUUCCGCGGAGCGUGCGAAACUUCGCAAGGACAGAUAUCAAAAUGAAGAGGAUGCUGAACAAGCAGCAAUUAUCGCUAAACAGGAAGCUGCGGGUAUCGGUGCUGGUAUCUACUCUGGUCAGGGAGGCAUGGGCUCCACCGACAAUUUGUCUGUUGCUUCGGCUGCCUCGUCCGCAUCGAUAAUGCUCCGAAAAAUGGGCCACGGCAUGAAAAAAGGCUCCAGGUCCAUCAAGGGACUCUUCAGGCCAAAGUCGGUUAUCGGUGUGCCAGCUGCUGAUGGUCCCAUCACAAGACCUAGUGUCGGAGAAGUCUCACUAGUCACAGUUGAGGCUGAAAGACAAAAGGUCAACGUGAACGCCGAUCCUCACGACCAGGCUCGUGGUGGCACCGGCUACCCUAGACUGGAGCGGAACUCGAUCGAUGCUGGACGAAGCGCUGAGAUAGUGAACCCCUCCAUCGCGAGCGACUCCUUGACGAGGAAGAGCAUUGUUGGCAGUGAUCGCGAAAGAGCGGAAGUCCUAUCGAAUAUCAAGAAGGGCAUCCUAAAACGCAACGGAACCGGUUCCGACUCUGGAUCCCCUGUCCUACGCCCAACAGACAAAGCUCCUAGCUUCAGGUCGAAUUCGCCGAGCACGCCCAACGACAAGGGCUCCGUUCGCAAUGAGGACUACUUUGCGAGACCUCGCAUUCCGAAUGGAAGCACGAGAAGUCUUCCAAGCACUCCGCAAGGUAGCAAAGGAAACAUCACCUUCAGCCCGCGUAUCCAGUUCCACGAUGCGUGGUCUCCUCAGGACUAUGACCGCCGAGGAGACAUUGCAACCUGCAAUAGGCUCACGCCUAUGCUUGCACAGCAAAUCAAGGAAGAGCUCAAUUCCUUCAAAAUGGAAAUGGAGGUCCACGAGCUCUCCAAACCUCACACCCAUUUCUUCUAA
This is a messenger RNA of Parastagonospora nodorum SN15, 2124 nucleotides long. RefSeq lists its product as hypothetical. NCBI's taxonomy places the organism in Eukaryota, Fungi, Ascomycota, Dothideomycetes, Pleosporales, Phaeosphaeriaceae. Gene Ontology annotation, molecular function: actin binding. The transcript has 5 exons. Bases 1 to 2124 code for a protein of 707 amino acids. Gene Ontology annotation, biological process: actin cytoskeleton organization. The record is from RefSeq and is a predicted model, not a curated record.